Solenopsis invicta (red fire ant) is the source of this 3490-nucleotide messenger RNA. It is a transcript of the gene Mitofilin, whose product is annotated as MICOS complex subunit Mic60. Lineage: Eukaryota; Metazoa; Arthropoda; Insecta; Hymenoptera; Formicidae. Gene Ontology annotation, cellular component: MICOS complex. Gene Ontology annotation, biological process: cristae formation. The record is from RefSeq and is a predicted model, not a curated record. The coding region runs from base 185 to 2389 and encodes 734 amino acids. The transcript is spliced from 15 exons.
CGGGAUCAGCCGUGGACCACACGCACACCCACCUCGCAGCGCUGCGCCCACGGCACGCAGCAACAUCCUUCUUUUCGCCGCUCUUGCUCUUCGGGCAGUUCCGCCCGGUCCCGGUGGCCCAGCUGUUUUGCUCCGUGCCGUCGUUCCCCUUUUCCCGCUGGCUGCCUGACCGGCCGCUCGAAAGAUGUUCCGAAUUGGAUUAAAAUUUCCGUGCAACGGUCUGAAUCGGGUCAAAAAACAGGACUGUUCCAGGCUACAUCUGACUGCCAGGUACUACGAGUCGUGGGCACGCUUCAAGUACGAGUCGGAUGGAAGGCUAUCCAGGGAUGUCAGGUUUAUAUCCAGGAUUACUGGCCCCAAAUAUUCCACAACACCAUCAAAAAGUGACAAGAAAGGGGGCUCGGGCACAUUGAUAACUCUAGGGGCUGUAACAAUAGGUACCUUAGGAAUAUUAACGUACGCCAAAAACGAUCCAGAGGUUCGAGCUACCCUCGAAGGAUGGAUUCCUGGCACAGACAAAGCUAUCCGGAUUAUCUUCCAGGAAGAUUCCAGUUACUUCGACGUUGUACUUACAUUUUUUGGAACGUUGAAGCAAACGAUAUUGGACAUGUUCAUCAAGGAGACAUCAGAAUCAGAAUCAGCGCCCAAGUCAGCUUUUAAACCGUUGGUUGAACAGAAAGAAGCACCUAUUAACAAGAAUUCUGCCGACAUUCGUGUUAGUAAAGAGAAGCGUGAGAAAGUAGAUGUUGUGAUUGAGAAGCCAGCACCGCCUCCUAAACCUGUACGCGAUGAAUUGGUACCCCAAAAUCUCAUCGAGUUGGAAACGUAUUGUGGCGAAGCUGCUGCUAAAGCUAUUGCGGCUUAUCACAAUGCCGUGCACGCGCUUCAGGAAUACAAUCGCGAUGUUGUCAAAGUAGUUGAAAGUGCUGGCACUACGAUAAGUGGAGUCGUCUGGCAGAGGUUAAAGGAAGCAACAGAAAAGAGGAAACAAACCAUACAACAGGCAGAAGAACAUGCGAAAGAUGCGUUAGAUUCGCUUAAGAGCAUGUACAAUCGAAUCGAUGAACCUGGGCUUGAAGCAGCCGCUCACAUGAAAACAGCCGCGAGGCGGAACAUUAGAAAAAUUAUGGAUGAUGUGGACGAAGCCAAGAAAAAAUAUACUGAAGAGCUGCAGAACAGUAACGUCUCAGAGCGCUACUGGAAGCAGGUUCAGACAGCGCGGGAGAACUUCAACGAAGAAUUGCAAAUUCUAUUUCCCAAUAUAAAUAUUCAUGAUAAGAAGUUGUCUGUCAGUGAAGAAGCCUUCGAUUUAUUCGUCCUGCAUAUGUAUCACAAAGUUAACAAUCUACAAAAGGAGUUGGAGAAAUUAAGAACAGUCAGUGAAGUUAAAGUGAAAGCGGCAUUGAGGACGACGGGUGAGGACACAACUCAAGAAAAGCUGGAUGCGCUGAUUAACCUCGCGACUAACCAGGAGAGACUGGAACUUGAAGAAAAGCACUCAAAACAGCUGCUGACGGAGCAGAAGAAGUUCGACGACGAGAUGCGGCGGCAGCUGAAAUUGCAGUCAGAGAUACACGCCGAUCAUCUUCGGGAGGCACUUUCGGUCAAAGAGCAGGAAGCGCAAAGGAUGCUGCAGCGCGCGCUCAACGAGCAAGCCGACGCCAACUCCAUAAAGCAUAAGACACAGCUCGCGGAGGUAGUUGGAAGAUCACGUGCCAUCACGGUGGCUCUUAAAACACGCUUGGAAGAGGAGAAGGGUGCGUCGAAUGUACAAAUUCUUUGGGCGGCCUGUCAAGCCUUGGCUAGGACAGUAAAAAUCGCGCCACUGGGUGCACCAAAGGAUAAAGCAAUUAAACCGCUGGAACCCGAAAUUAAGGCCGUCUCGAAGGCAGCACCGAAGGAGGAUCCCCUGGUGUGCGCCGCAAUUCAAAGCAUUCCCGAGGAGGCGGCCAAGAGAGGCGUGUUCCCGGAGGAUACCCUCCGUGAGAGGUUCCUGAAGGUAGAGAGCGUGGCAAGAAGAUUAGCCAUGGUGCCUGAAGGCGGUGCAGCUCUGCCUAUAUAUCUUCUUAGCUAUCUUCAAAGUUUCUUGAUCAUCAAAACGGCCAAUUCAAUUCCGAAAAGGGAGCUCGAAGACGAGCCAAUCGACGUAGACUCGCUGAAUACGUACGACAUACUCCAACGUGCCAGAUAUUGGUUGGAUCGCGGCAACUUUAAAAUGACCCUGAGGUACAUGAAUCUGCUGAAGGGUGCGCCCAGAAGCGUCGCCAGCGACUGGAUGAACGAGACUAGGAUCCUAUUGGAGACGCAGCAGGCAAUCGACACCCUGCUGGCGUACGCAGGUGCAACCGGUCUCGUAUAUCUCGGCGCCGGUGAUCCCGCCAAGAAGUAAGGCGGGCGGAGCGUAGAAAAUUGUCCCGAACCACGAGACGGGGGCGUCCAUAGAAGAACGGGGCGGGGGUGACGGAGGGAAAACAGGGAGAGAGACAGUGAAGAAAACAGUGAAGGCACGAAGAACACGGAGAUAUCGCUGCCAGUCUUGUAUAGUCAACAUUAUCUUUUCUAGCAAUUAAAAAAAUAGAAAUAUCGUGUGCCGGGAGAGGCGAAUACACAGUGAGACGCUUUUCUUUUUCCUAUCGUUUGCACGCAAAUAUACUUCCACGCGCGUUGAGAUGCCGCCUUCGGGGCUCGAUUUAAAUUUUUCAGUGGGACACACGCGAAGAGGGAGUUUUAAAUAACUCGGAUAGAUUUCGAGUGUGCCGUUGAGCGGAACAGUGAUACGAAAUUUAACGUGGAAUACUUUGUCUGAUAAUCGUUUUUAAUUAAAUAAACAUGUUAUCUGACAAAAUUUGCUUCUAUUAUUAUCAAAGUAGUCAUCGCGCGCAAAAGUCGACAUGUGUCAAACAUUCAUUUUCAUUCAUCGCUAUUCCGCGCAACGGCUUCAAGUAACGAAUCGCGAUGGAGUAGAAAGCGAUUACCGGACGCAGUGUAAAUACCGAAUGCAUUCUUACUUUAAGGACGGCGGUAUGAAAAAAAAGCGUUCAAGCGCGUUUAUCCCACAUUUAUCGCAACGCGUACGCACGAAUAUUUAAAUUAUUAUUUGCGAUUGUGCGACGCGCGGCCAGUCACAUCUCGCACGCGUCUCGCACGCAUUGAUCUCGCCGUUUUGUCGCGCUUGCAUUUUCGACGAUCACCCGAUGCGCGUGCAUUCGGCGUACUCUCCUCGUCCUGAUCCAUCUAUCCACCCAUCCAUCUACCUAUCCAUCCAUCCAUCCAUCCUGAGUUGAGUACCUUUUACUUUAGAACCGGAUAUUACUCUCUCCCGCGCGCCGUACUCUCGUCGCUCGUACCGCAUCGAUCGCCGCGCGUGUCGCGUGCCGUUACCUCGUCUUUCGCCUCUCACUUGAGACCUCUUCGCUAUUUCGAACGGGACGGGGAAGCGUGCUAGAUAUCAUUGUAAAAAUUGGAAAUAAAAUUGUUUUUCGUGACGAAA